Messenger RNA from Pygoscelis adeliae (Adelie penguin), 3964 nucleotides. It is a transcript of the gene DAB2, whose product is annotated as Dab, mitogen-responsive phosphoprotein, homolog 2 (Drosophila). Gene Ontology annotation, biological process: positive regulation of endocytosis; receptor-mediated endocytosis; negative regulation of canonical Wnt signaling pathway. Bases 236 to 2500 code for a protein of 754 amino acids. The record is from RefSeq and is a predicted model, not a curated record. Lineage: Eukaryota; Metazoa; Chordata; Aves; Sphenisciformes; Spheniscidae. The transcript has 14 exons. Gene Ontology annotation, cellular component: plasma membrane.
AGCUGCCAGCAUCUGAUUAAAACCAUAUCUCUCGCUGUGACUGGCUAACUAAUCUGAAGGCGAGAGUACAACUGAAUAUUUAACCGGGCCCCCGGUCCCAGCCAGGCUACCGGCUGCAGCCGUCGGAUCAUGCACGGAUCGGCACGGAUCUAGGCUGUAAACUAUUAUGUCUGUCUACUGAUUGUUAUUUGGAUUUUUAAAAACUACAGCAAGCAUAGCUGGCCACCAUCUCGUCAUGUCUACUGAAGCUGAAACUACUACUAUCAACAGCCAGCCUGAGCAACAGGCUCCACCAAAAGCACAACCUUCAAAGAAGGAAAAAAAGAAAGGGCCAGAAAAGACAGAUGAAUCUCUCUUGGCCAGAUUCAAAGGUGAUGGUGUAAGAUACAAAGCUAAACUGAUUGGCAUUGAUGAUGUCCCAGAGGCAAGAGGAGACAAAAUGAGUCAGGAUUCGAUGAUGAAGCUGAAGGGAAUGGCAGUGGCAGCCCGUUCCCAGGGUCAACACAAACAGAAAAUCUGGGUGAACAUCUCCCUCUCUGGUAUCAAGAUAAUAGAUGAGAAAACUGGGGUCAUAGAGCAUGAGCAUCCAGUAAACAAAAUCUCCUUUAUUGCUCGGGAUGUAACAGACAAUCGUGCCUUUGGCUAUAUUUGUGGAGGAGAAGGCCAGCACCAAUUUUUUGCCAUAAAAACAGCACAACAGGCUGAGCCUCUAGUUGUUGAUCUUAAGGACCUCUUCCAGCUAAUAUAUAAUAUGAAGAAGAAGGAAGAAGAAGACAAGAAAAAGGCGAGUAAAAUUAUAGAAACUGCAUUAAAUGGUAGCGAAGCACUACCCGCUGAUCAAGCUGACAAAAUGAAACUGGGAGUUGACCAGAUGGACUUGUUUGGGGAUAUGUCAACACCUCCUGAUAUGUGCAGUCCCACAGAAGCUAAAGAGAUUCUGUUAGUGGAUCUAAAUUCUGAAAUUGAGACCAAACAGACUUUUACAAAAGAGGAUCUCUUCUUGAAUGGCAUCACAACCUCUCUUCCACAACCAAAGCCACAGCCAACCUUCUUGCCUGAGAGUUCUUUCUCUACCAAUCUCAGCUUCUUUCCCACACCUAAUCCAGACCCUUUCAGUGAUGAUCCUUUUGCACAGCCAGACCAAUCUGCACUGCCUUCAUUUGAUUCUCUAAAAUCUGCUGAUCAGAAGAAGGAAAGUCUGAGUACCUUGACACCGGUGGGUAAUGGUGCUUCAAAUGGUGAUAUUGACUACUUUGGUAAGCAGUUUGACCAGAUUUCUAAUAGAACUGGCAAACGAGAAGCACUAACAAGCCAGUGGCCACCUGAGAGUAAGCCGCCUGCAGCAAGAACUCCAAAUGGGGUACCAGAGAGAGAACAGAAUGGCUUUCUUAAAGCCCCAUCAACCCUGUUUGUGGAAGGUCCUUCCAAAGGAUUACCUCUGCAGAAUGGAGUAAGGCUGGAUUCUGAAAGCAAUAUCCAGCUCAUGUCACAUGAGUCUAUAACAAUUAGCCCACCACCACAAAGUACCAAGCCAGGAAGAGGAAGGAGAUCUGUCAAGACUGCAUCGAAUGACUUAUUUAGCUCAGACUUCUUUGUGCCGAUUACAGAGAGCCUUAGCUUGACCUCAGUGGCACAAACAGGACCUGUGCCAACUAGUCCACUGGACCUCUUCAAAACAAGUCCUACCACAGCACCUCCAUUGGCUGGUCUAGGUGGCUUGCCAGUAACUUCAUCACCAUGGAGUGCACAGACACCUGCCUUCACUCAGGCUGCAUCAGUCUUUUCUGGGUCUAUGAUGCCUGCUCAACCUACGGGAUUUACUCAACCACUUGCCUUUGGUACUCAAGCACUGCCAAGCUGGAACCAGCCUGCAUCUUUUGGUCCAGCAGGCCCUCAGUCUGGUCUCUGGGCACAGGCAGCACAAGUUCCAUCUUCUUCAUGGGCACAGCCAUCCAGUGCUGUAAAUCCCUUCCAGAGUAGUGUGUUCCCAUCUUCAACACUACCUGCUCAGACGCCAUCUGUACUGCCCUCCAUGUCAACAACAACUAGCCCACCUCAGCCACCACCUAGAACUGCACCUCAGAAAGAGCUAUCCAAGAAAGAGAGUGAUGCUUUUAUUGCUCUGGAUCCACUUGGUGAUAAAGAGAUGAAGGAUGUCAAGGAAAUGUUCAAAGACUUCCAGCUGACAAAGCCACCUGCAGUACCAGCAAGGAGAGGAGAGCAGCAAAGCCUUUCAGGUGCUUCUGAAGCUUUCAGCAAUUAUUUUAGUAGUAAAGUAGGCAUUCCUCAAGAUAGUACAGAUCAUGAUGACAUGGAAGCUAGCAAGCUGUCUGCCAAAAUGACUGAACCACCAAAGCCUGCUCCCCGACAAAGUGUGCUGCUAGCUGAUGGCCUGUUUGAAAAUCAAGCUAAAACAGACCUUUUCAGUGCCUCAUCUAAGGAGUCUCAGAAACCACCUUCUGGUCCUUUUGGUGAUCCUUUUGGCAACCCAUUUGCAUAGAUCAGGCAUAACCAGAAAAGGACAAAUGGAAUAGCUGGACCUCUUCUCAACAUGAUUUUUCUACUUGUUUCACUUUGCUGUCUGCCACUUUUGCUGCCGUUCCAUGAUGUCUGUAAUCUAAAACAUGUCCAGGUGGAUUGAAACACAAACCCUCAAAGAACAUGCUGUGAAGAUGCUAAUUCAGGGCAAAGCAAAUGGAGAGUUGGACUUGUGCUGGAGACCCAAAUUCAAAUUGGUGGAUGUUAACUUUACUUUAGUUCUUUGCAGUAUUCCACAGAAGAGCUUAGCAACACUAAGUCAUGUGUCUUGUAAACAUGGUCACCACAAUUCCUCUUUCUGUAGCACUUACUGUCCUAAAAUAUAGGAACUGAAUGUACCUGGGGAAGAAGUGUUGCCUUCACAUAAGGGAAUUGAAUUAGUAGCUAGAACUCCACACCUUAAACAACUAGGUCAGUUGCCUGUUAUCACAACAGCGGCCAGUUGUAAAGUUAAGUGGACACUACUCAGUUCUAAUUGGUGACUGGACAUGUGACUUGUUCUCUGAGCCACAAAGAUGUAAACUGUAUGGUAGGGGAGAAAAAUUCCAAUGGUUGUCUAUUUAACUAAUGGUAAAAGUAUCAUUCUGCCAUAAAUGUGUAAUAAAGGGACUAACUGUGGGGUCUGUAACAGAACUGCCGGGGUCCUAGACUAGAGGUCUACACUGUAGGGUCAGAUAAGCUGAAACACUUCUUGCAGAACACUGAGGUAGUCGUGGACACUAACCGUUGUCUUGGUGCUAAUAUGGCUUUUUUCAGGGAGGGAAAUCUACUAGGAUUACUUUUUUAUUAAGGUGGCUUGGCAGACAAAUGGAACAAGCAGAUAGGCUUCUUGCGUAUAUCUCAGUGAAUGUCCCUGAUAUUGCUCAGUUUGAGUUGUCACAUGGUGUAGUGUGGCAUGUUUCCAGAAUGUUAGAAAGCAAAAAGACAAUCAUGGCUUCACUCCAUGCCUAGAGUCCUUGUGAACAGAUGCACCACCUCUGUGCCAUUAAUGUGAGGUAGUUCUCCAUCUCUUGAAAACUGUGCCUUUUCUAAAGAACCUCUCUACUAACAGAUCUCUAAAUCUGUUAUAACUGACUGUAACAGCUACAUUCUUGGCCAGUGGUGAUGGCUGAUGUGUCAGAGGUUUUUCUGUCAAUGCUAAGUAUAAACUUGAAAUAGUACUGUUAAAUCAAAUGCCUAAGCAGUUGCUGAACUGGAGAGCUAAGAAAGUCAACUUGAAUACAGCCUUAGUACCCAAUUCAGCCAGUCAUGCAAUUAGUCUUGUAUAUAAACCUCUCUUGCACUUUCUGUAAUGCGAAAAAGCUAUGAAUUUAAGUAUUUGUCUCAAACUGGAAAUGUAGAAACUUACAGAUGUUACACUGUUAUAUAAAACUGUAGUAUCUCAAGUAAUGUUACCUGAUGACAUUAAAAACAAGCAACUGUUCAU